UUUUUUUUAGGUUUAUACUUUAUAACCGAAACUGAGAAAAAUUUCUAGGGUUUCCUCUUCCGCAUCGUCGUCUUCGUCUCCAGCUCCUCCUGUGCGUUUCUUCUCUUAAUCGAGGCUAAAAUGGGUAGAUGUCCGACUAGAAAAGUGAAGAAGAGGAGAUUAUCUCACAAAACAGCUCGCCGUGACAAAUUCGAAGUGAAAGGAGACGAUUUGGUUUACACUGAGUUGCGUAAACCUGAGUCGGAGAUGAAGCCUUUAGAGCUUGACCAGGAUUUGCCUGGAAUGGGUCAAUUCUACUGCUUACACUGCGAUCGGUACUUCUCCAAGUCAUCAGUGCGAGAUGAUCAUUUCAAGACUAAGAAACACAAGAAACGUGUGAAGAUGAUGAAGGGACCAGCGCCCCACUCGCAACUCGAUGCAGAUUUAGCCGGUGGAAUGGGAAUGCCGGACAAUGGCCCAAAGCUUAUGUCUGUCUGAGUUUUACAGUUUUGUUUUUCCCUAUUAGUUCAACAGUUGAUGGAACUUGGAUUUUGUUGUAAGAUGGUCCUUAACUAAAUUAAUGAUACAAGGUUUUGUCUGAUCGUCUU
Messenger RNA from Camelina sativa (false flax), 587 nucleotides. RefSeq lists its product as uncharacterized. NCBI's taxonomy places the organism in Eukaryota, Viridiplantae, Streptophyta, Magnoliopsida, Brassicales, Brassicaceae. The record is from RefSeq and is a predicted model, not a curated record. Gene Ontology annotation, molecular function: nucleic acid binding; zinc ion binding.